Messenger RNA from Parasteatoda tepidariorum (common house spider), 2373 nucleotides. RefSeq lists its product as uncharacterized. NCBI's taxonomy places the organism in Eukaryota, Metazoa, Arthropoda, Arachnida, Araneae, Theridiidae. The record is from RefSeq and is a predicted model, not a curated record.
UGACUGUGACGUUUAAUAUAAAAAUAUUUAUUUUUUGAUAUUUGGAUUAUUUAUUUUGUCUGCUAUGAUACGUCUGAUUUGAAGGUGAUGUCGUAUCGAACUGCAUUCGUAGGAUUAAUCUAUUUUUAAUUAAUUUGUUUGAUUCGUAUAGAAACUGUGAUUUUCUUUGAAGAAGGAAAAAAAUCGUACAGCUUUAGAUUUAAAUAAAAUGAAAGAAGGGCGUUUGAAAUGAAAUGCGAGUGUUCUACUCUAGUGUACCUAAUAUGUUUGCAAGUGGUGUGAAUAAAAAUGGCAAGUAGGAACAUUGCCAAUAUGCAUUUGUUCCUGGAAAUGAAGACAAAAUUCCCUUACUUGCCUGAAGAUACCUUAAGAAACUAUGUCUUUCUUUAUGCACAAGACCAAGCUAAAUGUUUAAGUCUCCUUCAACAAGAAAGUGAAAAUCACUUUCACCAUAGUCAUCAGUUCUCAGAUUUUCGCCAGACUGAUAAUAAAACCAACGACAAAAUAACUAAAAGCACCGAAGAAAACUUUGAUUCCAUAUCAAACAUUAUAAAUUUUAAUAUUCCUCCUGAACCUAACUUCAAAAUGGCUCCUAAUAACUUUAAUUUCAAGGAUUCUGAUUUGCAUCAAUUUUCCAAUCCACCUAGUUCUUCUCCUAGAACUAACCGAAGUACAAACGUUAUCCACUUAUCCACCAAAUCUACAAACUUUGCUAAUCUUCCACAACAAGAGAGUCGCUCUGCUCCAAUUAUAGAUGAUUCUGAAAGACCUUUUGUAAACAUGUUUACAUCAGUUCCAGAGUCUAGUCAUGUAUUUCAACAGAUUCCUCGUGAUCCAAGUUAUUCUAAUCAAAUGAUGUUUUCCACUACCAAGGAACAUAUCAUAGAGCCAUGUGGUACAAGUGAUAAUAACUUCAAUCAAAGCUUUACAAAUUCAAACAAGACUGAUUCAUCGAAAAAGCAUGCUGUGAAACUUAGUAUAACCCCCAUGCUACCAUAUCAACAACAACAAAUGAAUGUAUAUAGUAAUACUGUAUGUGCUACUGCUUCUCAUUCUUCAAGACCUGGCCGCCAUACGACCUCAGUAAAUUUUCAGCUACAACCUCAAUAUUCAGAUCAGCUGCCAUUGGAAAUUUCCUCAGUUCCCACUGGUAUGGGGAGGCCUUGUAACUAUAGAGACUUCGGCUCUCAUGUUCAGAUAUCGGUGGGUGCACAGGGUGCAACAUUUACAGCUUUAAGACUUCAAAGACCUCCUGUUGCCCAAAAUCCAAAUAUUGAUUAUUCUUCUAAUAAAGUUUCCUCUGGAAAAAACUAUAGUAGUGAUUAUUCAGAAUCUUCUAGUCAGAAUUUAAAUUUCAAAUUCGAUAAGUUUUCUAGUUCAUCUAAGAGAGUGAAAAUUCCACAAAUAAAUUUGAACAAUCAUCCUGAAUAUUUUGAACAGAAAGAAAAUGUGUCAGUUUCUUCUGUUAGUGAUCAGAGAUCUAGUAAAGAUAUUGGCUGGUUUUUAGAUCCUAACAAUAAAAAGGAACUAAAGCACCCUCCUUCGCAUGGUUAUCAAACAACGCCGGAUUACAUUCAAGCUGUUAAAAGUCAUCAACGUUCCCAACUGAAAAUUGUUCAAGAAGAAUUGGAUAAAGCAAAAUCUAUAUUUUCUAAUUUAAAAUCAGAAGUUAAUAGAAUGGAGUUUGAAUUACUUAAGAGAAAAGAAAACAUAGUAUCCUCUUCAUAUGGAGAAGUUAUUAAAAAACUAAAAGCAGAAAAUCGGCAACUAAGACUAGAAUGCAAUUGCCUGCUCUUAGAAUAUGAUAUGAUUAGUAAAGGUCAAAUUCCAGUUGGAGAAACAAAUGAAGAUUUUUAUUCUAACAUCUUCACUGGACCAAAUGAUGGAUUAGCUUUAUAUUCUCAUAGUGGACAAAAAGCUUCUAAGAAAGAAAAUCCAGUUAAAUCUGAGCAAAUUCUGUAUGAUGAAGAUGAUGAAAAGAAUUCCUGGAAAUGUAAAAAGUGUACUUUUGUAAAUCAUCCGGCAUUAGAAAAAUGUGAAAUAUGUGAAAUUUCUAAAAAUUCAGGUUAUGUAGAAUUUAAAACAAACUAUUCUACCAGCUCUCAUAUUCAACUUUCACCUCCCUCUCAACAGCAGCAACCUAAAAGAGCAGUGGGUAGUGUUCAAAUAUCUGUCACUAGGCGUGUUCCUACUUAUUCCAAAAGUGUUAAACUGCAUUUAACACACAGAAUGCCUAGAUAAUUAAUUUUUGUGUAGUGAAAUGCUCUUUUAGUGAUAUAUUUACCUUUUUAUGCUCUUAUUCUCUUUCUUCAGGUUACGUAGAAUUUAAAACAAACUACAGUCAAACCCCGCCAUAGUGAACACGGUUUAUAA